GAGAAGUCGGGAAGGUGGCAGCGGCGGCGGUGGCGGUUGUCCCGCCCGGCCGGUUGGUGUGACCGGUCGGCGCGUGCUGCGCAGCUUCCUCGCCUCGUCCUGCCCGGCGGAGCCGAGCGGAGGCCGAGACCGGAGUCCGCGAGGGCGGAGGGCGGAGGCGGCGGCGGCCAGGGCGGCCCGUGGGAAGGGAGCGCGGGGCCCCGGCAGCGCCGCCGGCUCCCGGCCCUGCCGGCCUCCUCGGUUGGAGCCGCGGCCAUGGCGGCCAGCGCGAAGCGGAAGCAGGAGGAGAAGCACCUGAAGAUGCUGCGGGACAUGACGGGGCUGCCGCACAACCGCAAGUGUUUCGACUGCGACCAGCGCGGCCCCACCUACGUGAACAUGACGGUCGGCUCGUUCGUGUGCACCUCCUGCUCCGGCAGCCUGAGAGGGUUAAAUCCACCUCACAGGGUGAAAUCUAUCUCCAUGACAACAUUUACACAACAGGAAAUUGAAUUCCUGCAAAAACAUGGAAAUGAAGUCUGCAAACAGAUUUGGCUAGGAUUAUUUGAUGAUAGAUCUUCAGCAAUUCCAGACUUCAGGGAUCCACAAAAAGUGAAAGAGUUUCUACAAGAGAAAUAUGAAAAGAAAAGAUGGUAUGUUCCGCCAGAGCAAGCCAAAGUGGUGGCCUCAGUUCAUGCGUCUAUUUCAGGGUCUUCUGCCAGCAGCACAAGCAGCACCCCCGAGGUCAAGCCCCUGAAAUCCCUGUUGGGAGACUCUGCACCAGCACUGCACCUAAAUAAGGGCACACCUAGUCAGUCCCCAGUUGUAGGUCGCUCUCAAGGGCAGCAGCAGGAGAAGAAGCAGUUUGACCUUUUGAGUGAUCUUGGCUCAGACAUCUUUGCUGCUCCAGCUCCUCAGUCAACAGCUACAGCCAAUUUUGCUAACUUUGCACAUUUUAACAGUCAUGCAGCUCAGAAUUCUGCAAAUGCAGACUUUGCAAACUUUGAUGCAUUUGGACAGUCUAGUGGUUCGAGUAAUUUUGGAGGUUUCCCCACAGCAAGUCACUCUUCUUUUCAGCCCCAGACUACAGCAUUUAGAGUACUUUCAUCUAGCUGCAGUUUUGGUGAAUUUACUUCAGCCUUUCCUCUCCAGGCUGCCCACAGUGGAAGUGCUGGAUCAGUAAAUGCUAAUUUUGCUCAUUUUGAUAACUUCCCCAAAUCCUCCAGUGCUGAUUUUGGAACCUUCAGUACAUCCCAGAGUCAUCAGACAGCAUCAACUGUUAGUAAAGUUUCAACAAACAAAGCUGGUUUACAGACAGCAGACAAAUAUGCGGCACUUGCUAAUUUAGACAAUAUCUUCAGUGCUGGGCAAGGAGGUGAUCAAGGGAGUGGUUUUGGGACCACGGGUAAAGCUCCUGUUGGUUCUGUGGUUUCAGUUCCCAGUCAUUCAAGUGCAUCUUCAGACAAGUAUGCAGCCCUGGCAGAGUUAGACAGCGUGUUCAGUUCUGCAGCCACCUCCAGUAAUGCGUACACGCCCACCAGUAAUGCUAGCAGCAGUGUCUUUGGAACAGUGCCUGUGGGUGCCUCUGCUCAGACACAACCUGCUUCAAGUGGUCCUGCUCCGUUUGGGGCUACGCCUUCUACGAAUCCAUUUGUUGCUGCUACUGGUCCUUCUGCGGCAUCGUCUACAAACCCAUUUCAGACCAAUGCCAGAGGAGCAACAGGCCUUUCUGGAGCAAUGCAUUCUCAAGUGUUUCCUCACGCUCAUUUUGCGGCAACCUUUGGCACCGCAUCUAUGAGUAUGCCAGCAGGAUUUGGCACUCCUGCCCAGUAUAGUCUCCCUACCAGCUUUAGUGGCAGUUUCCAGCAGCCUGCCUUCCCAGCCCAAGCAGCUUUCCCUCAGCAGACAGCCUUUUCUCAACAGCCCAAUGGUGCAGGUUUCGCCACAUUUGGACAAACAAAACCAGUGGUAACCCCUUUUGGUCAAGUAGCAGCUGCUGGAGUGUCUAGUAAUCCUUUUAUGACUGGUGCACCAACAGGACAGUUUCCAACAGGAAGCUCAUCAACCAACCCUUUCUUAUAGCCUUAUUUAGACACUGUCCCGGAACGGACUUUUAUGUGAUCAUAUUACAUCUCUUCGCCUCUUGCACUGUUGUCUUGUUUCACUGAUCUUAGCUUUAAACAUGAAAGAAGUCUUUAAAAUGCCUGCAUUGUGUAUUAAACACCAGGUAAUAUGUGCAAAACAGAGGGCUCAGCAACAACUUUUCACUUGUGAAUUGGCAGGAAAAGGUAGCGGCAUCAUGUAAGUUAAAAAUUGGCUAAUGUGAAGUUAUUGCAGAUCCCACAUUCAUUAUGCUGCAGUACUGUACAUAGUUUUCUUAGAAAUUAGCUAUUUGUGCAUAUCAGUAUUUGUAACUUUAACACAUGUUAUGUGAGAAAUGUUACUGGGGAAAUAGAUCGGCCACUUUUAAGGUGCUGUCAUAUAGCUUGGAAUGAAUGAUUAAAAUCAUCUGAAGCAUUGCUUCUGGAAAAUUCAAAUUGGAAGGUUUUAUUCAUUUUUGAAUUUUUCCUUCUCAAGAGCUCUUCUAUUCAUACACGGCUAAGUUCUUUAAAGAUGUGGAGGACACCUGUCUGCGGAAUAAAGCUGAUCAUGUUUUGCUACAGUUUGCAGGUGAACAAAAUAAAUCUUAGAAAAUAUGCUAUUGUUUUUGUGUUCUUGCUGCAAUGCCUUUACCAAAGUGGCCUUAAAUAAUGAGUAGUGAGUUGAGAACAUCUUGAACUCUUAAAGACUUCUAGUGACUAACUUUUUUAAAAAGGCCAUGUAGAAAAUUUAUUAAAACUACUAGGACUGCUAUAUUCAGGAAUGUGACAGUGGAAAAGCAUUUAAAUGUAGCUUGUCAGAUUCACCAUGCUACUUCUAAUUUCUCUGCAACUUCUUAAUUUUGUGAAAUUUGUAAAUAUGGAGAAUUUGCAUGUAUGUGUAUUUACAAAUAUUUUUUAAAGAUCUUGAAUUCUCAGACUGGAAAAGGCCUACUUUAACUAUUUUUCCCUCUGUUUUCAUUGUCUUUGAAUGUAUUGGAAGCAGACAUGCAUUGACUGUGACAUGGUUGCACCUGAGGUUCCCCCCUCACUUUCUGGACAGACUGAUACUAUCUAUCAAACAUUUGUUUUUGUUGGUUUGGGGAUAAAGAAAAAGGAACCCAAUGUUACCUUAAAGUGAUGAAAUACUUGUGUAAAAAGGUAGCAGUACUAAUUUUAGUUUAUCUUUUUGUUAAUAUUCAAAUGAACUGUUUAAAUAUUUAUAUGUAGUAAAGCCUCGUUCAUCCCAGGAUAAUCUGGCCCUUUCAUCAAAACCAAAUACAACUAAGAAUUGAAAUGAUUAAAAAGAAAUCUUUGAACAAUA
Molecule: messenger RNA, 3381 nt
Organism: Mus caroli (Ryukyu mouse)
Lineage: Eukaryota; Metazoa; Chordata; Mammalia; Rodentia; Muridae
Gene: Agfg1
Product: ArfGAP with FG repeats 1
Biological process (GO): acrosome assembly; intermediate filament organization; spermatid nucleus differentiation
Cellular component (GO): cytoplasmic vesicle; cytoplasm; membrane
Molecular function (GO): GTPase activator activity
Source: RefSeq, a predicted model, not a curated record